Molecule: messenger RNA, 2262 nt
Organism: Priceomyces carsonii
Lineage: Eukaryota; Fungi; Ascomycota; Pichiomycetes; Serinales; Debaryomycetaceae
Product: mRNA splicing protein
Exons: 1
Coding region: 1-2262 (753 amino acids)
Biological process (GO): spliceosomal complex disassembly
Cellular component (GO): U2-type post-mRNA release spliceosomal complex
Molecular function (GO): nucleic acid binding
Source: RefSeq, a predicted model, not a curated record
AUGACUGGAGUCAGGCGUUACCAGUCCCUUUCAUUCGCCAAAGCGAACUCGAGUCCCUCUGAAGCUGAUGAAAUGAAUGAUAGAGCAAACGAGAAAGCAUCGCAUCUGAUGACUGGUAUGAUGUCAAGAUCACUUGAAGAUGAAUAUUCAGAUUUAGAAGAACAAGAAGAAGAAGAAGAAGAAAACGAAACGGGCAGUAUGAAAGAGCCCGAGUGGCUAAGAGAACGACCAGGAGAGCCAAAGGAAUCUGAGCAUGUUGGAAGAUAUGGUAUUGGUGCUACCUUGUUGAUGAAAAUGGGCUACAAAGAAGGGAAAGGGUUGGGGGCUCGAGAAGGUGGGAUUGUUAAUCCUAUUGAGACAAAGUUACGACCACAGGGAAUAGGUGUCGGUGGAAUCAGAGAGAACACGAAGCAGGAGGAUGAGAUUUCAGUUGAAAGUAGUGAAGAUGAACUGAGAAUCCAUACUAAAGUCGGCAAGACAGAGACAGACAUCAGCCUCAAGCUAUUUAACAUUAUAGACGAGCUCACAGCCAGUGGAGUAGAUAUUCCGUUAUAUAUGAAAGAGAUCUCAGACCAGGCAUCUUCGGGAAAAGUUGUUUCAGUGCCUAAAAUGCACGAAGUAUUCCGGCUUCUUUUUAGGUUUAAAGAAGAUUUAGACGAAACAAAAAACCAGGAGGCUUUUCUUUCCUACCAGAUUGAGAAUAUAGAGAAAACAAUAGAGGAGGACAACUUAGAAUUAAACGCGGAACAGGACUUGCUUAAUAAGUUAGACUCUUUUCAAAGCAGGCAUCCAGAUUCGGAGGCAGAACAAAUCUCAUUGAUCACCGACACUCUAAAUUCCAUAGCAUGUGAACCUUCAAGAAACGCUAAGUCAGCUGGUUUGGCAUUAGCAUCAGUGGCGUCGUCUUUUGUGGGGCAUAUUUUUAAAAAUGAACUUCAGGCCUUUCUCAAAAAAGAUCAUAAGUAUUUACAGGUAUUAAUGGAAUGGACUUCAAUUUCGAAAGAUAUCCAGAAAGCUAGUGAAGGGAGGUUGACUUUUUGGGAUUCGAUGAUGGUCAAUCACAUUGAGAAAAGUUUGAAAGCUCAGAUAGAGAAAAAUAUUGACCAUACGAUUUUGCUUGAAGUCAUAGAGUUCUUAAUAGAAGCGCCCAUACUUCUAGAUAAUAUAUCUGCUAUUUCGAAUAGAGUUGCCAGAGAUGUCAUCUUACCAAAUUUGAAGAAAGAAAUUGAAGAAUGGGAUCUCAAUCGGACAUGUGAUGUUUCACCACCCUUGCAUCUAAUCGACUUUAUUUCAGUAUUAUCCGUUGAAAAAACUUCUUUAGCUCAGAGCUUGAUUUCGAUGGUUUCCGCCAAAUAUAUCCAAUAUAUUGAUUUCCACAAUAUAGAUUCAUUUUGGUUGACAUAUUUACGAGAUGGAAAGAAACAGGAGUAUUUGGAACACGUUGUGGCACCAGAGUUAUCCAGGCUAUUCAAGAUAUGGUCCGUUGCUCUUAGCCACUUUAUAAGCGAUGAAAAAUUUCAAGAAAUUUCCAAUUCUUUCCUCCAGUCCUUGUGCUCUUUCUUGGAUAGAGAAGAAUGGAACAUGUUGUCCGAAGACUUUGAAAGACUAGACCUUGCAUUCUUUCUAAUGUUUGAAACUGAUUAUGAAAUAAUUGAUGAUGCAAAAGUGAUAUUAGUUCUUCAGUUUAAAAUCUUUAAUGCUUGGUUGCAGACCUUAUACCGAUAUUUGACCUCCUCAGUGAGCUCAGGAACGAUUCUCAAGUGGUUUCGCAAAUGGUACGGUUACAUAGAAAAAAAAGUCAUUUUACUUGACUUAAAGGAAGAAGUAGUAGCUUUACUUGAUUGGUAUUUCAAUUCUGCUUUGAAAUAUAUUGAAGAAUACUCUAGCGGUGAAAAACUAUCUAGCUUAGAGUUACCUUCGAUCCAGGGAAACUCUUUCCCAUCUUUUACUACAAUAUUCAAGAAAAGUGCUCUGGCAUCUAAGACAUCAAACGUUGAAGGAAUCCCAUCCCAUCAAUUGCUAACUUCAUUUAAGGACGUAGUUACGUCUUAUUGCUCACAGCAUAAUAUACUCUUCAUGAACUUGAAGAAUAAAUAUCAUCCCACGUUCGGUUUUCCUAUAUAUCAACUUGAGGGCUACUCAGGACGCAAGUUAUUAGCAUAUAUCCAAGACGAUGUCCUUUGGAUCACACCAAAUUUAAAUUUUGAAGAAUUAGAAGACUUUACUCCAAUUAGUUUGGAUGAGCUAUCUAGUCGUAUAUAG